AUGACUCCAACCAGCCAAACUCCCACUCAACACGAGUUCGCGCUCAUCGAGCCGCGCACACCUCCUAGGACUCUUGCGCACCAGUCUGGAGCCAGAGAUGCUCGAAUCAAAACGGCGUGUGCGGAAUGCAAGCGACGGAAAACCAAGUGCGACGGCACACACCCAUGCUAUUCUUGUCGAUGGUAUAAGCAGCCUGAGAGAUGUAUCUACACCUUCUCUCGACCUGCGCUUGUUCUCAGUCGAAAGAAUUUCGAGUCCGUCCGCCAACGCUUGGAGGCCACGACCGACAUUUUAGCAAAGCUGUUUCCUUCUCCGUCCAUCGACGCUCUCAGUGGUCUAUCUCGCGAAGAACUACUCCACCGAAUAGCCGUUUCGCUUGAGACGACGACAUUCCAGGAGACACCCAAUCGAGGCAGCCUUGCCAUAAAUAGCCUGAUACCUGUCGAGGCUAGUUCGGAAGACGACCAUGGAGACCUAAUAGACCAAGAUGACACAACUACCAGUGCAGGUCUAGAACCACAGCAACAGGACGAUGCUCCCUCCGAAGCAGGUGACGACGUGAAUGCCCUCUCGGCAACAUCCGUUCAGCCAUCGUCCUACGUUGGCCCAUCUUCGACAAUGCAAAUGUUCCGCACGAUACUCAGAAUCGCUCCUGAGUCGGUGGGCCAGCAACAGCCUACCCAAAGCCCGGCAACCAGUCAACGAAGCGCGUCUUAUCGUUCUCCCGAGUCCAGUCAUAAGAAUCUGCCAUCCCUGCAAAUGACUGAGAGACUUGGAGCUUUGAUCGAUGCCUAUUUUCGUUGGAUCGACCCCGCCACUCCUAUUCUUGACCAGGCUGAGUUUAGAAAGACCGCCUCUGCUGGGACUCGGAAUGACCCUCCAUGGCUUUGUCUUUUCAACAUUGUGCUGGCAUUGGGCUCCAUUGGUAGCACGAGAACCGACUCUAGAGAACACCUCAACUAUUAUCAUGCUGCAAAAUCCCAUUUGGACAUAGAAGGGCUCGGAAACAAGAGUCUCGAAACACUGCAGGCUCUAAUUCUCAUGGCUGGCUGGUAUAAUCAUUACCGCAAUCGACCGAAUCUGGCAUCUGCACUUCUUGGAGCAGCGUUUCGCAUGGCGUAUGCCUUAGGGCUUCACAAAGAGCAGCCCAACAGCAAUCAAUCCGUGGAGCAUCAACAACUGAGGCGGAAGAUCUGGUGGAACCUCGUCGUCUUGGAUGCGGCUGAGGCUGUAACCUUGGGUCGUACACUGGAUACCAAAAUAUUUGACAGCGAGGUCAAAUAUCCCCAACAGACCGGGCCAGAUCAGAUGAAUGAUGGCGUGGAAGGCCCUUCUCCUUCCUCCGCGUUGGUCAUUACUAUCGGGUUCUCGCGUAUCAUGACAGAGAUCCAAAGCCGGUUGAUGACAUCAAGCACAGUGCCCUUUGCCGAAUUACUCAGCCUCGACGCACACCUUGUCGAUUGGUAUGAAGCCUUACCGUCCUACUUUCACAAACUGGCGUCACUGGGCAGCUCUGCUUUUUCAGAUUCGACCGAUUCAAGACGUUUUGUGCAACCAUUUUUGACUAUCAGGUGGCGGUAUCUCAAUCUCAGGAUGCUGUUAUAUCGACCAAGUCUCAUGGAGGCCGUCCUCCACAGAAUCCCGUUUGGCGGGCUUACAUCUGAUCAGCGAUUGUGCGUACGAAAAUGUCUAACCCUGUCCGGAGAGACCAUUGAUUCGGUGAGAUCAAGGUCUUCAGAGCUGCCGAAUCAAUACAUUGCGUGGCCGUCGACGUGGUAUUUGUUGCAAAUCUGUAUGGUUCCACUUCUCAGUUUGUACGUGUUUCGCGAGGAUGUCAACGACCAAGAUUCACAGGCCGACCCUGCUCACCAUUUAGGGUUCAGACAUCCAGGCAGCGUCAAGGACCAAGUCCGGCAAAUUCGAGAUGAAUGUCACAGGCAAGUUCAAACAACGCUGCGUUUGGUCCAGGAAAUGGAACCGUGGGCUGUGGCAUCGGGCAAGAUGCACGACUUGAUCACGCAUCUGUACGAAGCAAGAGACCAACACUUGCGCGUCUGGAACAACAACGACGAGAGUCCUAUGAUCGUGCUGGGAUCUCCAGAAAAUUCAUCAAUGCAAUCAUCGGACGCGGCGAAUGCAAGGGCGCUACAAGCUGAUCGUGCAAACAUGAACCUUAGCGCAAAUCCAAGAGCUGUCAAUCCUUUGCAGGCCGAAAGUUUGGUAAUUCCGUCAAGUGGUCUAAAUCCACCCAUCAGCAUGACCCAGUACAGCAUUGGAGUACACAAUAACAAUGCUUCUAUCAACCAAUCUGAGCAAUUUACCAGAGACUUUUCCAUAUACAACAGCUUCGCAUGGCCGAAUGCGACAUUGGAAAGCCUUUUCGACUUGCCCGAUGACUUUCAGUACAUGAACCAAGGGAUGUUUGGCUUGGGAUGA
This is a messenger RNA of Fonsecaea multimorphosa CBS 102226, 2436 nucleotides long. RefSeq lists its product as uncharacterized. The record is from RefSeq and is a predicted model, not a curated record. Lineage: Eukaryota; Fungi; Ascomycota; Eurotiomycetes; Chaetothyriales; Herpotrichiellaceae. Gene Ontology annotation, cellular component: nucleus. The coding region runs from base 1 to 2436 and encodes 811 amino acids. Gene Ontology annotation, molecular function: RNA polymerase II cis-regulatory region sequence-specific DNA binding; DNA-binding transcription factor activity, RNA polymerase II-specific; zinc ion binding. The transcript has 3 exons. Gene Ontology annotation, biological process: positive regulation of transcription from RNA polymerase II promoter by galactose; DNA-templated transcription.